Miniopterus natalensis is the source of this 5055-nucleotide messenger RNA. The record is from RefSeq and is a predicted model, not a curated record. Lineage: Eukaryota; Metazoa; Chordata; Mammalia; Chiroptera; Miniopteridae.
AUGGUAGAGUGGCCUUAUGUAGUGGUGCGCUUGUGUCAGAACCCAAAGCUGGCGCUAAAGAACAGCCCACCUUAUAUUCUAGACCUGCUGCCAGAUACCUACCAGCAUCUUCGCACUAUCUUGUCGAGAUACGAGGGGAAGAUGGAGACACUUGGAGAAAAUGAGUAUUUUAGGGUGUUCAUGGAGAAUUUGAUGAAGAAAACUAAGCAGACCAUAAGCCUCUUCAAGGAAGGGAAAGAAAGAAUGUAUGAGGAGAAUUCCCAGCCUAGGCGAAACCUAACCAAACUGUCCCUGAUCUUCAGCCACAUGCUGGCAGAACUAAAAGGAAUCUUCCCAAGUGGACUCUUUCAAGGAGACACGUUUCGGAUUACUAAAGCAGAUGCUGCAGAAUUUUGGAGGAAAGCUUUCGGGGAAAAGACUAUAGUCCCUUGGAAGAACUUCCGACAGGCCCUUCAUGAAGUACAUCCCAUCAGUUCUGGGCUAGAGGCCAUGGCUCUGAAGUCCACUAUUGAUCUGACCUGCAAUGAUUAUAUUUCAGUUUUUGAAUUUGACAUCUUUACACGACUCUUUCAGCCCUGGUCCUCUUUGCUCAGGAACUGGAAUAGUCUUGCUGUAACUCAUCCUGGUUACAUGGCUUUCCUGACAUAUGAUGAAGUAAAAGCUCGGCUCCAGAAAUUCAUUCACAAACCUGGAAGUUAUAUUUUCCGGCUGAGCUGUACUCGUCUGGGUCAGUGGGCUAUUGGGUAUGUCACUGCUGAUGGGAACAUUCUUCAGACAAUCCCUCACAAUAAACCUCUCUUCCAAGCACUGAUUGAUGGCUUCAGGGAAGGCUUCUAUUUGUUUCCUGAUGGACGGAAUCAGAAUCCCGAUCUGACAGGUUUAUGUGAACCAACUCCCCAAGACCACAUCAAAGUGACCCAGGAACAAUAUGAAUUAUACUGUGAGAUGGGCUCCACGUUCCAGCUGUGUAAAAUAUGUGCUGAAAAUGAUAAGGAUGUAAAGAUUGAGCCCUGUGGACACCUCAUGUGCACAUCCUGUCUUACCUCCUGGCAGGAAUCAGAAGGCCAGGGCUGCCCUUUUUGCCGAUGUGAAAUUAAAGGUACUGAGCCCAUUGUGGUAGAUCCAUUUGAUCCUAGAGGAAGUGGCAGCCUAUUGAGGCAAGGAGCAGAGGGAGCUCCUUCCCCAAAUUAUGAUGAUGAUGAUGAUGAACGAGCUGAUGAUUCUCUCUUUAUGAUGAAGGAAUUAGCUGGUGCCAAGGUGGAGCGGCCUCCUUCUCCGUUCUCCUCGGCCCCGCAAGCUUCCCUUCCCCCAGUGCCACCACGACUCGACCUUCUGCAGCCACGCGUGUCCAUUCCCGCAAGUGCUUCUGGUCUUGGAGCUGCUUCUAAGGCUGCUUCUGGCUCCCUUCAUAAGGACAAGCCAUUACCAAUACCUCCCACACUUAGAGAUCUUCCACCGCCACCUCCUCCAGACCGGCCUUAUUCUGUUGGAGCUGAAACCCGGCCUCAGAGACGCCCCUUGCCUUGUACACCAGGCGACUGUUCAUCCAGGGACAAACUGCCCCCUGUCCCCUCUAGCCGCCUUGGGGAAUCAUGGCUGCCUCGGCCAGUCCCCAGAGUACCAGUAGUCGCCCCAAGCCCUAGUGACCCCUGGACAGGGAGAGAAGUAACCAACCGGCACUCACUUCCAUUUUCAUUGCCCUCACAAAUGGAACCCAGAGCAGACGUGCCUAGGCUCGGAAGCACAUUCAGUCUGGAUACCUCCAUGAACAUGAAUAUCAGCCCAUUAGCAGGUCCAGAGUGUGAGCACUCCAAAAUCAAACCUUCUGCAUCUGCCAAUGCCAUUUAUUCUCUGGCUGCCAGACCUCUUCCUGUGCCAAAGCUGUUGCCUGGGGAGCAGAGUGAAAGUGAGGAGGGCACAGAGUAUAUGACCCCUUCCUCUAGGCCUCUGGGGCUUCCGAAAGCGGAGGCGAAGCGGCCUUUAGAGACAGCCCAGAAUGUGCGAGUGUGUGAGUGUGACCAGCAGGUUGAUGGCUGCACAUAUGAGGCAAUGUACAACAUUCAGUCCCAGGUGGCGCCACCGGUCACAGAGAGCAGCACCUUUGGGGAAGGUGACCAGGCUGCAGCCCGCGCCAGCCUUGGCCCUGAGGAAUUGGAGAAUGAAGAAGAUGGCUAUGAUGUCCCUAAGCCGCCUGUGCCCUCAGCGCUGGCCCGCCGGACGCUCUCCGAUAUCUCUAACGCCAGCUCCUCCUUCGGCUGGUUGUCUCUGGAAGGUGACCCCACAGCAAACUUCACUGAGGGUUCCCAAGUUCCCGAGAGGCCUCCCAAGCCGUUCCCUCGGAGAAUCAACUCUGAACGAAAGGCCAGUCACUGCCAGCCAGGUGCUGCCACUGCCACCACCACCUCGCCGCAGCUCUCCAGUGAGAUCGAGAACCUCAUGAGCCAGGGCUACUCCUACCAGGACAUUCAGAAAGCUUUGCUCAUUGCCCACAACAACAUCGAAAUGGCCAAAGAUAUCCUCCGGGAAUUUGUCUCUAUUUCUUCUCCUGCCCAUGUAGCAACCUAGCACACCACCACCUGCUGCAGCCGGAGGGAGAGGAUGGGCCGGGAGCUCUUCCUCAAGCAGCACCUGAUGGCACGAGCGUCUGUGGAGGCUCUGGAGUGAAGGUCGGCCUGUCUGCUGGCGCCGCCUCUGGGGUGCUAAGAUUUCAAAGGAGUGGGAUGACAAGGGAGCAGCUGGUGUUUUCUUAUUUUAUCUGUUUUGGGAGGCACUUGAAGGUGUCCUCAGUCCCCACUUAGAGAGUGUGGGUUUCUAAAAAUGGUAGCCUACCUGGGGAACAGUCCAGAAAGCAGUAAGAAGAAGGAGUGCUGUACUCUGGAUCCUGAUGGAAGACUUAAGGUUUCCUGGGUGAGGAAUGUGGUGUGUGCGUGUGUAUGUCUGUGGUUGUGUGUGUCCCGUGAUAAUGAGAUUAACUUGCUGUCUGUGUUAAUCCCGGGCAGGGACAAUUAGCACAAGAGAGUUAGGAAGGAAUCUUUUUAAAGCUCCCAUGUACUGUGGUAUUGUACUGACCCCAGUGUGUAUUACAGCUUCAACACUCCCUGUGGCUUGGAUUCUACCCUUAGCUAAACUCUUGUACUUUUAGAAUUCCCUCCCUUAGCCUUUCCCCUUCCCUCUUUCCUCCUCCUCCUUGUGUCUCUCACUGGCACUUGGCUUGCUGUGACCAGCCUUAUUGAAGCCAAAUGACUUACAGGAUGUUCUUUAUUAUGUGUGAGGUGUCGGUUUGGUUGGUAGAUAGGUGGGGCAAAAGUACGGUUGCUGUGUCAUUACAGUCACGUUUGAUACCAGCAGCUAACACUAGUCACUCCAAAGCACCGUGUCUCUAGGAACACUGAGUCUGGUAAAGUGAGGCGUUUUCAUGGUCAUACUAUGUAAUGACCGGUCUGAGAUAGAGGCCUUCAGAUACAUUCCGUGCCCCCCUAGAGAGCAGCCUGUGGAGCCAGUUGUCUUGGUGCAGGUGUGUGCCUGUCAGGUCAUGAGUGUUUCUGCUGAACCAGAAGGGCAAACAUUUGUUUCCAGCCUGGCUUUCUGGCCUGACCGCCCUGAGGCGCUCAGGAAGCCUCGUUCACGUGCUCUUCACCUUGUCAUCCGUAAAAUGCACAGAAUAGACAAUACGGACUUACUUACCCAGUUUUUCUUCCCAGUGAGUGAAUUCCAGCUUACAUGGGUGUCUCCCUUUGAACAUAAGGUCAUUUUUUCAGAAGGGGUUUUUCCUUUGCCCUCCAGGAACAGGGCACCGUCCACAUAGUAGCACAGCGCUUUGCUGAUAAUUAGCACCAGCCCUGCAUCGGUGCCACCCAGCAACUUGGUUUUCUCUUGUGCCUGGGCUUUGGGGAUGUAGCAUUUCCUUCCCCUUUCCUAUUCACCUUAGGUCCCGUGUACACGUUAAUGACCGUGUUCCCCCAGUAACUAGACUCUGUUUAGUGUAGUAAAUGACUUUACUGAAGUCGGAGACAGUCUGAGCAGCCAGGCCGCUCAUGUGACUGCAGGCUCCUAAGUAGACUCAGCAGUGUGGAGCACCCUGCCCAUCUGCAGGUACUGCUGAGCGGCCUCUCGGGCUCAGCGCACUUACCCAGAGUCCUGGGCUGACUUCCCAGCACAGUGCAGCCUCUCCCGCACCUGAAGCAAUCCUGCUCUUUGACGAAUCUGCCCUCCUCAGAAUCUAAAGCUUGUUUUUGCCUUUAGAUCCACACAGAAACAACUCUCCUUGGAUCUGUUUCCUGUCUCGUCAUCUUUGUAACUGAAACUUCUCCUAAGGUUUCUCUUGGCUGUCAGCUCUUCCGAGGUCUUUCAGUUUUACUCUCUUAUCUCGGAGCCCCUUACGUUCUCAUAGUGGGCAGCACGGGGCUUCUCGUUGCUCCGCAUGACUGUCCAGUGUCUCCUCUGCAAGGUGGAGCAGAGCGUGGUCCCCCAGGUGCGGAGGCCCUCACUGGGGUGGGGGCAGAGGACAGUGGCAGCGAGAGGAAACAGUAACUUGACGUUCCUUUCUAAAAGCCAGAUUAGUGUUUCAUUUGUGGUAACAUUUACUUUUGUAUUUUGUUGAGAUUUUGAAGGCCUCUAGACAAAGAACUAAAGUGGCAGCAGGUUCCAUGCCUCUCUACACUGAAAUGUCCGUAUCUGUAGACACUGCCCACAGUCUGAAGAUCUAUCAAGAGACCACAGCCCUGGCAUCCAAAGUCUUCGUUAGAGAGUAUGUCCUUGCUUAUGCAGGCUCAGGGCAGGUCCACCCUCUUUUCCCAGUGGAGCACUUGUGUGGCUUUCUGGCCCUUCCUGAGCUGGGCUGCAGGUGCUUGUGUUGAACUUGUGCACCACUGAUUGGAUGGUUAAUAGCUUGUCCCCUGUGUAUCUGGGGGCAUUCAGAGUUCUAGACGCCUGGAAGGUUUUUCCGUUUGGCUGGCGCUCUGUGUGCACCUGGAUCCACGCCUGAGAGUGCCAGGCGAUCCUCAGGACAGUUUUCAUAUGGCUCUUGUUUUGAGGAUAUUACAGAAACAUUAAUUU